AUGGGAAAUAAAAGCAAUAAAGUGUCCGAAGAAGGCCAUCGCAAUAAAGAGGAUAAGAGUCUGUACUUAUCCAGUGAUAAAUUUGAAUUUUAUCCGGAGAGGUUUAUGCCGGAGAAUAGGGACCAAUUGGUUCCAUACACUUACCUACCAUUUGGUUUGGGGCCCAGAAAUUGUGUGGGAAUGAGGUUCUCGUUAAUGGAGGUCAAGACAGCGGUCGCCCAUUUGGUCAAUAAAUUUAUUUUCGUCAAAACGCCGGCAACGAAACCAUUGACUAAUGAUAUGAUGAAAAAAUUGCAUUUAAUUGUAAAUUACGGUGAUUUGAAAGUGGGCAUUGAGCUAAGGACCCCCACAUUCAUGGGACGAGAGCCUGCACUGACAGUAGCCGAUCCAGAAUUGGUGAAAGAUAUUAUGAUUAAAGACUUCAAUGUCUUUAUUAAUCGACGAGAUAUGGGAUCUAUGGAUGAAAUACUGGAUCACGCGUUGACUGUUGUUAAAGACGAUGACUGGAAGAGACUUCGAUCUAUUCUGGAAAAGGCGGCCAAAGAUGAGAAGGAGAUUGAAAUGAAGGAAUUGAUGGGAAACUAUACGAUGGAUGACUAG
Molecule: messenger RNA, 600 nt
Organism: Oppiella nova
Lineage: Eukaryota; Metazoa; Arthropoda; Arachnida; Sarcoptiformes; Oppiidae
Source: the annotation of a GenBank genome assembly